Messenger RNA from Suillus discolor, 1308 nucleotides. RefSeq lists its product as uncharacterized. Bases 1 to 1308 code for a protein of 435 amino acids. NCBI's taxonomy places the organism in Eukaryota, Fungi, Basidiomycota, Agaricomycetes, Boletales, Suillaceae. The transcript is spliced from 10 exons. The record is from RefSeq and is a predicted model, not a curated record.
AUGAUAUCGUGUAAGUGUUCCGGGGACCAGGCAUCAGGGAGAAAUCUGGUCAUUUGUAUCGACGGGACAUCAAACAAGUAUGGUGAUAAAAACACCAAUAUCGUCGAACUGUAUAGCGAGAUGGUCAAGGAUAGCAAGCAGUUAACGUACUACAACAGUGGUGUAGGAACGUAUGCUAAGGGACACACACACUGGAUGAAGCAGAUCGAGAGUGUCUUUGAUCUGGCCUUUGCGUUUAAUAUCAGUCGAACUAUUAUGGGAGCCUACAGAUGGCUCUCAGACACGUACCGUCCUGGUGACAAGAUCUUCCUGUUUGGAUUUUCGAGAGGUGCCUACCAAGUUCGUGUAUUGGCAGGAAUGAUCCACGAGAUAGGACUCAUACUACCCGGCAACAUAGAACAGAUCCCCUAUGCCUACGAGCUCUACUCCGCCAUCAACAGUGGAAGGCAGAAGGAUAAGUUACUUGCGGCAGGAUUCAGGUCGACGUUCUCCAGACGCGUGGUAAUACAUUUCAUCGGCGUAUGGGACACCGUAUCGUCUGUUGGUAUCAGGAAGGAGAAGAUUUUACCAUCCACCGAUACAUGCGAUCACAUUUGCUGUUUCCGUCAGGGACUUGCGCUUGAUGAGCGCAGGGUGAAAUUCCUACCUGAGUAUGUCUAUGGUGGCACGAGCAAUCGAGCCGAAUCCCAAUUGGCGCAACCUCCAAACAAUGCUGUCAAGGAUGUCAAGGAAGAUAAUGUCAAGGAGGUUUGGUUUGCUGGUAGUCAUUCGGAUAUGUAUACGGGCAAAGCACUCAAUUUCCAAGAUAUGCCUUUACUAUGGAUGCGAGAAGAAGCUUUCGAUGCGGGGCUUCUGCUCAAUCCACCCAAGAUAGCUUUCAGAUUUGAAGAUUUGAAGGAACCCAAGAUUAACGACUCGUUAACACUUCGGUGGUGGCUGCUCGAGCUAUUGCCUGUCAGACAUCUUUGCUACAACAAUUCUAACCAGCAUACAGUGGUACCGCAUGUUGGAAAAGGUCGCACCAUCUUACCUGGCCAAAAGGUCCAUGCGUCGGUUCUGUUUCGCGCUCACUACCGGUCGAAAGCGAGUUUCUGGAGAAAUCUCCAGCAAUGGCCUGAAGCGAUUCACUUUCAUGUUGCCUAUGACCAGGAACAGUUGGGUGAUGCCUGGGAAGUUCCUUUCAAUCGCUCGACUGCUGAAGAUCUCGUUGGUACAAUUCACAAGAAACACACCCUGGAUUAUGUUGAUCGCUUGGCCUUCAUGUGUUCAUUUGGUGAGAUCCCAGACCAUUUUGACAUACUAACCUGA